GGUCACUGUCAGCUUCGAGUUCUCGAGCGGUUGUGUCUUUGGUUGAGAAUGGUCUUGCCAGCUGCAGUGUUCACACGUGCUGUGGUCAAAUUCGUGGAUGAUUUUCUGCUCAGAAUCUGCUGGCCCGUGAUUGGCGGCGCGUCAAGCUCAUCAUGACCUCAUCUGGUUGCGGAGACAGUCAGUAGCGCACCGCAGACACAUUCAAGGCACAUUGACCAGCUGUUGCUAGUCGAUGCAAAGGUCGCAGCUUCUCAGAAUCCUACAAUCAACGUCAGCUAGAAGAAUGUCUACAUCCACCCAAGAAUACCUCGUCGCCAAGACCUCAGACUUGAAAGACAACGAAAAGAAGGAGGUCAAUGUUCCUGGCACAGAGCACAAGGUUUUGCUCAUCAAGCAGAAUGACAAGUACUUUGCAACAAGCCCCAAGUGUACACAUUACGGCGCGCCACUGGUGAAGGGUGUCUUGAGCGAGGGCCGUAUCGUUUGUCCAUGGCAUGGUGCUUGCUUCAAGAUUUCUACUGGAGAUAUUGAAGAUGCUCCUGCUAUUGAUCCCAUCAUUGCCUUUGCUACAAGCAUCAAAGGCGAGAGCGUGUUUAUCACUGCAGCAGAGAAGGACCUUGCUGCCGGGCGCCGAAAGCCCUGCAAGAGCGCAAAGGCAGAGACGGAUGAGCAUGUUGUCGUGAUUGGUGGAGGCGCUGCCGGUACAACGACAGCAGAGGGUCUUCGUGAAUAUGGCUUCAAGGGAAAAGUCACUGUUAUCUCGAGUGAGGCGCACUACCCUAUCGACAGGACCAAGCUCUCAAAGGCACUCAUCACGGAUGCCAGCAAGAUUGCGUUGCGAGAUGAGGCCUUCUACAAGGAUAUGGACAUUGACUUCCAGAAGGGCACAACUGUCAAGUCUGUGGAUAUCAAGGACAAGUUUGUGGCACUUGAGAGUGGCGGCAAAGUCUCAUACAGCAAGCUUGUGCUUGCACUUGGCGGAACACCUAAGCGCCUGCCUAUGGAUGGCUUCAAGCUCGAUAAUGUCUUUGUGCUCCGUAACAUCGAGCACGCUAGCGAGAUUGUGUCUGCGCGCGGUGAGUCAAAGAAGAACGUUGUCAUCAUUGGCAGUUCCUUCGUUGGUAUGGAAGCAGCCUAUGCAAAUGCAAAGGAUCACAACGUCACAGUUAUUGGCAUGGAGAAAUACCCACUGAUGAAUGUUCUCGGUGAGCAGAUUGGUAAACAACUUCAGGCUUCCGCUGAGCAGGCCAACAUCAAGCUCUAUAUGGAGGCAGGCGUUGAAAAGGCAAUUGCUGAAGACGGUGGCAAGAGCGCUACUCAUGUCGUUCUCAAAGAUGGCACGAAGCUGCCAGCAGAUCUCAUCAUUCUGGGUGUCGGCGUAGCACCGGCAACCAAGUUCCUUGAUGGUUCAGGACUUCAGCUCGAGAAGGAUGGUGGUAUUGAGGUUGACUCUUACCUGCAAGUCAAGGGCCAAGCAGACAUCUACGCCGUUGGAGAUAUUGCGCAAUUCCCCUACACUGGCCCAGGCGCUGAGGGCAAACCCAUUCGCAUUGAGCACUGGGAUGUUGCGCAAAAUCAUGGACGCGCUGUUGCCAAGACGCUUGCAGGUAAGAAGGAGGAAUUCAAGAAUGUGCCUUACUUCUGGUCUGCUCAGAGCGGUCAGCUGCGAUACUGCGGUAACAAUUCGCCCACCGUGGGCUGGGACGAUCUGAUCAUUCAAGGUUCUUUGGAGGAGAGCAAGUUUGUAGGUUUCUACACCAAGGGCGACACUGUUGUGGCAGUUGUCAGUAUGGGCUAUGACCCUGUUGUGUCCAAGGCAUCUGAGUUGAUGCGUGCUGGAACCAUGCCAAACAAGAAGAAGCUACAGGAUGGUCUUGACAUCCGAGAGCUUUGAUAGCAGCGAUGUAUCUUUAAGUCUUUGAUAGAAUUGUUGCAAAUUGCAAAUGCGCCAUACUUCACUGUGCCAUUGACUUGCCUUUUGGAGACAUCAUCAACUAGAUUUAUCUGCUAUGUUGACCAUGGACGUGACACGGUGACAGUAGUAGUACGUCCGAGUCAUCUGCGGAUUUGGACGGACUUG
This is a messenger RNA of Protomyces lactucae-debilis, 2080 nucleotides long. RefSeq lists its product as uncharacterized. The transcript has a single exon. Gene Ontology annotation, cellular component: cytoplasm. NCBI's taxonomy places the organism in Eukaryota, Fungi, Ascomycota, Taphrinomycetes, Taphrinales, Protomycetaceae. The record is from RefSeq and is a predicted model, not a curated record. Gene Ontology annotation, molecular function: flavin adenine dinucleotide binding; 2 iron, 2 sulfur cluster binding; oxidoreductase activity, acting on NAD(P)H. Bases 233 to 1894 code for a protein of 553 amino acids.